Molecule: messenger RNA, 2100 nt
Organism: Erinaceus europaeus (western European hedgehog)
Lineage: Eukaryota; Metazoa; Chordata; Mammalia; Eulipotyphla; Erinaceidae
Gene: PLEKHO1
Product: pleckstrin homology domain containing O1
Exons: 6
Coding region: 753-1985 (410 amino acids)
Biological process (GO): regulation of myoblast fusion
Cellular component (GO): ruffle membrane; muscle cell projection membrane
Source: RefSeq, a predicted model, not a curated record
CUCCAGCGGCCCUGCUCUUUACCGCCGACGGAGCGGGGUCCCAGCCGCCACUUCUAGGAAGCGCCCCCUCCCCCCGCCGGCGGUGCUCUCCGGGUGUUGUUCGGGGCUGGGCAGGAGCCCAUCUCGAUCUAGGUUAUCUCCGGUCUCCGCGAGUCUCCCCGCCGCCCAAGGAUCCACUCCCACCGCCUCUGCCGCCUUCGCCUCGGCAGGUCGGGCCGGUCUGCGGCGGGCUCCACCUCCCGGCCGGGCGAGCGUCGGAGUCUGGGGCGCCCGGGCCCUGCAGCCGCGCUCCCAAGAGGGUUUGGGGCUGUCUGUCUGCUCUCCCCUCCGUGAGUCAGAAACAAAGGAGGGCGGGGGGGGGGGUGGGAAGCGCACCGGCUGCGGCUCCGCGAUUCGCCCUUUAUUCUGAACCCGCAACGUCAGCCGGGCCGCUGCAUGGCCGCGCGGGCCGGGCCGCCCACAGCGCGCGGGGCCGGGCGGCGGGGCGCUCGGGGCAGGGGCGCGGGCGGCGGCAUGGAGGGCGCCGGGGGGGCGGGGAGCGGGCGUGCGCGUGUGUGCGAGCGCCGGGGAGGCCGGCCUCUAGUGUAACCGGAGCUACAAAGAGGGGGAGGUCCGCGCGGGCGGGCGGGCGGAGCGGCGGCGCCGGGGGCCUCUCCGCCACCUCCCCCGGGCAGCGGCGCCUCGGCGCGGCCUCGACCCCCGACGCGGGGCGGCCCCUCGGCGCCUUCCCCGCGCCCGCGCCCACGGGAGCCAUGAAGAAGAACAAUUCCACCAAGCGGGGGCCUCAGGAUGGAAACCAUCAGUCCGCGGCGCCCGAGAAGGUCGGCUGGGUGCGGAAAUUCUGCGGGAAAGGGAUUUUCAGGGAGAUCUGGAAGAACCGCUAUGUGGUGCUCAGAGGGGACCAGCUCUACAUCUCUGAGAAAGAGGUCAAAGAUGAAAAAAAUAUGCAAGAGGUGUUUGACUUGAGUGACUAUGAGAAGUGUGAAGAGCUCCGGAAAUCUAAGAGCAGGAGCAAGAAGAAUCAUAGCAAGUUCACUCUGGCCCACUCCAAACAGCCAGGCAACACGGCACCCAACCUGAUCUUCCUGGCAGUGAGUCCAGAAGAGAAGGAAUCAUGGAUCAGUGUCCUCAAUUCUGCUAUCACCCGAGCCAAGAACCGCAUCUUGGAUGAGGUCACUGUUGAGGAGGACAGCUUUCUCGCCCACCCAACACGAGACAGGGCAAAGAUCCAACACUCCCGCCGCCGCCCAACCCGGGGACACUUAAUGGCCGUGGCUUCCACCUCUACCUCGGAUGGGAUGCUGACCCUGGAUCUGAUCCAGGAGGAAGAUCCCUCUCCUGAGGAGCCCACUUCCUGUGCCGAGAGCUUCCGAGUGGACCUGGACAAGUCUGCUGCCCAGCUGGCUGGUAGCCGGCGCAAGGCAGACUCAGAUCGGCUCCACCCCUCCUUAGACCGCUCCCGCGGUCUGUCCCGGCCUUGGGAGAAGCCAGAUAAGGGACCCACCUACACCCCCCAGGCCCCCAAGAAGCUGACCUCCACUGAGAAAGGCCGCUGUGCCUCCCUGGAGGAGAUCCUGUCCCAGCGGGAUGCCACUCCAGUUCGUCUCCUCCAGCCAAAGGCCACAGAGGACCCCCAGACAACCCCUGUUCUCCCCCACCCGGGUCAGCUGUCUCGGAUCCAGGACCUGGUAGCCAGGAAACUGGAGAAGACUCAGGAGCUGCUGGCAGAGGUUCAGGGACUGGGAGAAGGCAAACGAAAGUCCAAGGACCCCCCUCGCUCUCCUCCAGACUCUGAGUCAGAGCAGCUGCUGCUGGAGACAGAGCGGCUGCUGGGAGAGGCGUCCUCAAACUGGAGCCAGGCCAAGAGAGUGCUGCAGGAAGUCAGGGAGCUGAGGGACCUGUACAGACAGAUGGACCUGCAGACUCCCGAUCCCCACCUCAGACAGACCACCCAGCACAGCCAGUACCGGAAGAGCUUGAUGUGAAGGACAACUGGGACAGAGCUCGGGGAUUGGGGAAGGGGGUAGACAGACUCUUAUCUCCAAGUGUUGCAGGAGAAAGCUUUUUUAUUUACCUCAGUUAAAAAAAAACACAAACUCA